Molecule: messenger RNA, 1224 nt
Organism: Periconia digitata
Lineage: Eukaryota; Fungi; Ascomycota; Dothideomycetes; Pleosporales; Periconiaceae
Source: the annotation of a GenBank genome assembly
UCGAGCUCGGCCUCGCGAAAUCACAUGAUUGAUUAUGUAAUUGCCAUCCCAACUCCAAUGGCCUGCGCCAAAAAGUUAAGCCAUCGUCAGCAUCCAGUCCAAAACUCCGGAAAGAUGUUCACACCCGUACGGCGGCGCGCCCAGCGCAUUGCGACAGGAUCAAUCGAAGCAUCGCAAUCGAACAAUGGCUUUCUUUCACCCAUAUUACGAGCACCUGGCCCCUGUAGGACCUUCGCAAGCACCUCGCCAUGCCAGUCCAAGAUCGGAUCCGCGCCGCUCUCUGUCCCGCCAGGCGUUACUUUCAAGGUCACAAAACCCCCUGUGAAAGGAAAGGGGUCUCGGAUACAGCCCAUGUCGACCGUACACAUCAAGGGACCGCUUGGCGAGCUCUCAAUGGCCGUUCCUUCCUAUGUGAACAUUGACCAAGAUCCAUCUCUCUCAGGCCCGACUCUCUCAGUGCAGGACACCACAGAUGCGAAGCAAAAGGCCAUGUGGGGAACAACCCGUGCCUACCUCCAAAACCACAUCCUCGGCGUCAGCGAAGGCCACUCCGCGAUUCUCAGUUUCGUCGGUGUCGGAUACCGUUCCUCCAUAGAAACUGAAGCCACGACCGUCCAGCCCGAAUACCCCGGCCAGAAAUUCGUCAAUCUCAAAGUUGGUUACUCACACCCUAUCGAGCUCGGCCUACCCAAAGGCGUGACGGCGAGCACGCCGCAGCCAACACGUUUGUUGAUCGAGGGUCCGGAGAAGGAAGUUGUGAUGCAAUUUGCGGCCAAGAUCCGCAUGUGGAGGAAACCUGAACCGUACAAGGGUAAGGGUAUCUUCGUGAACGGCGAGACGAUUAAGUUGAAGAAUAAGAGGAACAAGUGAUUGUUCGCGGAUCCUUGCGUGUAUAUUUGUUGUAUCAAUGUGUAUUGCAUAUGUAUCAUACCCAAAAAUGAAAGGUUGUAUACAAGUUUCAAUCGUUAUAUCGAGUCUUUAUUCUUGUCAUAUUUCUCUUUUCUUUUUCUUUCCACGAAUGAAUACUCAGCAAGUGAGUCCUUCGCGAUCUGUGAAUUACUACCACGGUCACAUACACAUGCGAAGAGUCACAUGUCAGCACAAGUGUACCCCUUUCUGAUAUAUACAAUGCAUUGGGUAUCGACUAAUCGCAUACUAUAUACAUACAUAAAAUUACCAACCAAAACACCUUCUCUACUCCUGCUAACUUCCAUCAUCUCUACU